Fimicolochytrium jonesii is the source of this 735-nucleotide messenger RNA. RefSeq lists its product as uncharacterized. Lineage: Eukaryota; Fungi; Chytridiomycota; Chytridiomycetes; Spizellomycetales; Powellomycetaceae. The transcript has a single exon. Bases 1 to 735 code for a protein of 244 amino acids. The record is from RefSeq and is a predicted model, not a curated record.
AUGGAAGUGCAUUCCGGGGUCCUGAAAGCAAGCUCAAAAUACUUCGAGAGUUCAGCGCAGUUCGUAGAAUCCCAGCAGCAGCAGCAGCAGCAAAAUAAUGAUCUGGAAAGCAAGGCAGGCGAUGGCACGAGUCGAUACACGUUCUCCGUCGGUGAAAUCACACGCAGCGACGAAUGUUUCCAACGACUAGUGUUGUUCUUCUACACCCAUCAACCCGAGGAUCUAGGCUGCACCGUGAAAACUGCGCUUCUGUACGUCGCGCUGGCGGAUUUUCUACAAGUAUCCAAGAUCGACAUCUUCAUCCAGGUCGCAGCUCGUGCGCUGAAGGACGCCUACGUGCCCAAGUUCCCGCGAUCUCCCGUAGUCAGUGAGCCCCUCAUGGUCCGUCUCCUCGAGCAACUAGUAUCAGACAUUCAACGGGCGGAGUCAUCAAAAUGCGCUUGCGAGCAUUGUCUGGAAUGUAAGAAGUACAGUGAACGGCAAUCGCAGUCAAUCCUCCAGGCUCUCAUCUUACCAGCGGCGUGGGUAUCGUAUGCACACAUGGAGCGGCUUUCGUAUGAUGUGCUGGAUCUGAGGGUACAUGUGCGCCGGAUCUUCAAGGGGUACGUGGAUCGGAUUCGGAGGGAGCGGAUGCUGGAGAAGAAUCUACUGCGACUGAAGCGAGGGGAGGGUCCGACGACGAUGCGGGAAGCUUUGCAGGCGCUUUAUGCGAGCUAUUUUUACACGGAGGAAUGA